AUGACCGCCUCUCAGUCCUGCUCUUCCUGCGGACAAUCUUACCCCACCAACCACUUUCCAGCGCUGCUCCUCUCUGUUGCCACCCCUGCUCCUAUCUCGGGCUCUGGCCCCAACCUCUCGGACUCCACCACCUCGGACCCGACCACAUCAAAUCCCACCACCUCGGACUCCAACAACCCAGAAACCAACUCCUUUUCCCACCCCACACAGUCCUCCCCGCCAACCACUACCACUCCCAACAACACCUCCAUUGCUGCCAACAGCACCCUUGCAUGA
Ustilago hordei is the source of this 276-nucleotide messenger RNA. RefSeq lists its product as uncharacterized. The transcript has 2 exons. Lineage: Eukaryota; Fungi; Basidiomycota; Ustilaginomycetes; Ustilaginales; Ustilaginaceae. Bases 1 to 276 code for a protein of 91 amino acids. The record is from RefSeq and is a predicted model, not a curated record.